This is a messenger RNA of Heterobasidion irregulare TC 32-1, 370 nucleotides long. RefSeq lists its product as uncharacterized. The transcript has 4 exons. The coding region runs from base 67 to 288 and encodes 73 amino acids. Gene Ontology annotation, cellular component: nucleus; cytoplasm. NCBI's taxonomy places the organism in Eukaryota, Fungi, Basidiomycota, Agaricomycetes, Russulales, Bondarzewiaceae. The record is from RefSeq and is a predicted model, not a curated record. Gene Ontology annotation, molecular function: protein binding; protein tag activity. Gene Ontology annotation, biological process: mRNA splicing, via spliceosome; protein modification process.
AGUCGACCAUAGCGACUGCUUCCGAGACCUAAGCCGUUCUGAUAUUGUCCGACAUACCCACCUGUGAUGCCUUUGAUUGAAGUGAUUGCCAACGAUCGUCUGGGACGCAAAGUUCGAGUGAAAUGCAGCCCAGAUGACACUGUUGGAGACCUCAAAAAGCUCAUCGCCGCACAGACCGGAACUGAUCACUCCAAGAUUCAGCUGAAGAAGUGGUACACGAUUUACAAAGAUCACAUAACACUUGCAGACUACGAGAUCCACGAUGGCAUGAGCUUGGAGAUGUACUGAGUGGUGUAAGAUUGAAUCCGUGUAGCCUUAUCAAACGGCGAUGGCCCUCCAAUGUUUACUCUAAUUCUUGUGUGUAGUUCUA